UUCAGACCAUUAAAAUAACGUUCACAACGCUCGCGCUAAAGAGGUGGGUCGGCGUGAGGGCAGGAUUACGAUGAACUUUACGUAACAGGACGUGAAGUGACGUGACGUGAAUUUGACAUUUGAGAUUAUAUUUGAUAUUACGAUCAGCGUAACGUGCCGUAAUAAUGAAUUCUGCUGUGAGGCAGUAUCAAUUUGUAAAUUUAAUUUUGGCCGGGUAUUUGUAUCUUCAACUGCAGAAGAGGAAACAAAUACGAACCAUUGGUGUGAGAGAUAUUUUUCGAAGAAGAAUUAAGUUUGGUGACGGGCAUAACCUAAUAGAAGAACUCCGUUUUUGUAAUCCACACUUUUUUUUAUUUACACAAGGAUGAAUGUCGAAAGAUUUGAAUACUUGUUGAGCUUGGUUGGUCCACUUUUAAGGAAACGAGAAAUGUAUACUGCUCUUUCACCCGCUCAGAGGCUUGCUAUGACAUUGAGGUUCUUAGCAGCAGGAGACAGUCAGAAUUCUCUGAGUUUUUCUUACAGAUGUGGCCAGAGCACUGUCUCUAAAAUCUUGGCCGCAACCAUUCGAACACUUGUUUGUGUAUUAAAAAAUAUGUUUGUGAAACCUGCUUUAAAUAAUGCAAAGUGGCUUGAGUUAUCUGCUGAAUUUUGGAAAGAAUGGCAGUUUCCUCAUUGCGUGGGAGCUAUCGAUGGGAAGCACGUUCAAAUACAAGCCCCACAAGCUUCUCAAAGUAUUUAUUUUAAUUACAAGAAGACGUUUAGCAUGAUUCUACUGGUAGUUUGUGAUGCACAUUACAAUUUCAUUAUGCUGGAUGUAGGAGCAGAAGGCUCACAAAGUGAUGGCGAAAUUUUUCAAUCGUCUGAAAUGGGUCGGCGAUUGAGUGACGGAUCCCUUAACUUGCCAAAUUCAAGUUACUUGCCAGGAACUAAUAUUGAUAUGCCCUACUUCCUUGUAGGAGACGCAGCUUUCCUUCUAAAACCUUUUCUUAUGAAACCCUAUGGCGAGCGCAAUAUAUUAGGUGUAAGUUUUGUAAUUAGUUGA
This is a messenger RNA of Harpegnathos saltator (Jerdon's jumping ant), 1042 nucleotides long. Its product is annotated as protein ALP1-like. The record is from RefSeq and is a predicted model, not a curated record. The transcript is spliced from 4 exons. Lineage: Eukaryota; Metazoa; Arthropoda; Insecta; Hymenoptera; Formicidae. The coding region runs from base 365 to 1042 and encodes 225 amino acids.